GUGAGGCGGGCGCUGAUGGCGGCAGGUGAGAGGACACCAAAUAUCCCGUUGGCAAGGCAAAACCGACCCGCGGCUGUGCCCAGGCCGCGCCACAGUUCGUUCAUCCCCUCGCAGGGAGUAGAGGCGCAACAAAAAUGGCGCUCGCCGCUGCUCCCCUCCGCCGCUUCCCCACCACGCCGCCGCAGGCGCCGUCUCCGCCGCCGGCCUCUCGCCUCCGCCCGCCCCCUCGGCGCGGAUCCCGUCUCCGCCCGCUCCUCGCCGCGGCCACGGUCGCCGCUUCCUCCCCGGCAGGCGGACGCGGAGCGGCGGAAGCACGAGCUGUUGCGCGCGGUGCAGGAGACGCGGCGUGGAUUCGUGGCGGGCCCCGACCAGCGCGCCGCCAUCGAGGAGGCCAUCGUGGGCGUGGAGGAGCUCAGCGCCGGGGAGGGGGCAGCGCUGGACCUCACAGCGCUCGAUGGCACGUGGAGGCUGUGCUACACGUCGGCGUCGGACGUGCUCGUGCUGUUCGAGGCGGCCGAGAGGCUCCCACUUCUGCAGGUGGGGCAAAUAUAUCAGAAAUUUGAGUGCAAAGAUCAAUCAGAUGGUGGAAUUGUGAGGAAUGUUGUUCAGUGGAGCAUCGAGAACUUGCUGGAGGAGCAAGAAGGUGCAACACUGAUGGUCUCUGCAAAAUUCGUAGUCCUGUCUAAGCGCAACAUCUUUCUUCAGUUUGAGGAGGUUGCUGUUGAAAAUAUCAAGAUUAGCGAGCAGCUGCAAGCACUAAUAGCUCCUGCUAUACUUCCUCGAUCAUUUUUUAGCCUUCAGAUAUUGCAGUUCCUUAAAACCUUUCGAGCUCAAGUCCCUGUUAGUGGUCCUGAAAGACGAUCACCUGGAGGACUAUAUUAUCUUUCUUACCUUGACCGUGAUAUGCUCCUGGGUCGUUCGGUUGGUGGUGGGGGAGUUUUUAUUUUUACAAGAGCACAACCUCUUUUAUGAAGGUUUUCUGAUUACCAAGAGUAUAUCAUCUGAAGGCAUGGCAGUUGUACUUGAGCUUGCCCGCUUACAAAAGGUAUAUAUACCUUUCAUGGCAACACUACGUGAGUCUUUCUUUUUGGACAUGUGGUUAUGUGAUUAUCACCUUAUUCUAGUUUUUUUAAAAAGAUUACCACGCUCUACUUUGAUUUUUAAGAGAUCACAUGCAACAUGCUUUCUUUUACACACCUAUUGCAGUGAAUACGUAGCUUGCUAGUGGAUACAGAUAGCUUCCUGAAAUAGUUCUGUUUAAUUCGAGUGUUGUAUGAUUACUGAAAUUGUACCUAUUGAACUCUGUAAUUGUUAAAUUAAUUUAACAUUUGGAUCAAUAAAACCAAUGUUCUUAAUGCUGAUA
Phragmites australis (common reed) is the source of this 1363-nucleotide messenger RNA. Its product is annotated as probable plastid-lipid-associated protein 10, chloroplastic. The record is from RefSeq and is a predicted model, not a curated record. The transcript has 8 exons. Bases 16 to 972 code for a protein of 318 amino acids. Lineage: Eukaryota; Viridiplantae; Streptophyta; Magnoliopsida; Poales; Poaceae.